Molecule: messenger RNA, 1312 nt
Organism: Gordionus sp. m RMFG-2023
Lineage: Eukaryota; Metazoa; Nematomorpha; Gordioida; Chordodea; Parachordodidae
Exons: 6
Coding region: 3-737 (244 amino acids)
Biological process (GO): snRNA transcription by RNA polymerase II; snRNA transcription by RNA polymerase III
Cellular component (GO): snRNA-activating protein complex
Molecular function (GO): sequence-specific DNA binding
Source: RefSeq, a predicted model, not a curated record
UUAUGGAUCGAUUAAAAAAUUGUAUAAGGAAAGAUUUUUUGGAUAUAAUUAAACAAUUUAUGAAUCAGAUGAACAUAAGAUUCGCAAUAUUUUUACAGUUAUGGAAUGAUAGAAAGUUUUAUAAAAUUUUCGAUGGAAGAGAAAGUUUGAGAGAGAAGCUUAAAUUUAUUGAAGAAUGUCUUAAAAUUUCAUUGGAAUUUUUUCUUAAUCAAGGUAACUUUCAAACUCAAAUUUCUGGACUCUAUUUAUCAUAUUGUUUGUACAAUUGUCAAACACAAACGCCAAAAUUAAAGCUUAGAUUUACUUUACAACAUAUGCAAAUUUUACCAAAUUUUAUUGAAAAAUUAGUAACUCAACAUCAUCACGAUACAUUAUAUAUAUUGUAUCAAUUAUUCAGUACAGGCGCUAUAGAUUUUGUUUUUUUAACUGAUGAAGUUCAUUAUCAUUCUCAUAAAAAAUACACAGACGAUAUAGAUAAUCAAAAUUUGGAGGAUAUACAAAUGAGUCAAACCUUUAAACCAUUUCUUGAAAAUAUUAAAGAUUUAUCAACUAUACACGAGCAACAUUUUAAUAAUACUCAAUUAAUAUUUAAUAAUUUUCCUGAAGUGACUUCAUUUAUACAUCUAUUUAAUUCCAAUUUCAUCGAAUCAUAUAAAGGAAUUAUUUUCGAUGGGAUUAAAAAGUUGGAAGAAGUAAAUAAUCAGGUAUCAGAAAAUAAAAAACCCAAGGCUUCCUAAAUUCAAUACCUGAAAGCCAGCUAAUAUAAUAAAUUUACAGUUUUUAGAUAAAAAUGAUUGUUUUUACACUAAAUUUCGUUUUUUAUAAUAUUAAAAAAAAUUUAAUAUGAGGUAAUAUCCUAAUACCUAAAAUUUAAGUUGAUGGGAAUUAUGGAUCUGCAAGGCAAAUUUUCAACUAGACCAAAGGGAUAAACCAACCCGAACAUAAAAUCAAAAUAUUUAUUUUUCUGGUAAGGAAUGAACAAAAUUGUAAAAUAAUAUAAUAUUUAAUUAAACCAUGAUAAAAUUCAAAAUAAUAACAUUAAUAUUUCCAAAACCAAUCUGACUAGCUUGAAAGAAAUCCUCUGACAAGAUCUAACCUGAAAUAAAAUUUUUACAUAACCAGAUUCAACCCACUGGUCGGUGUGUUCGGAAAAGAUCACUCGUGAAUUUUUUUUAAAAACUUUAAUAUUGACUAAAAAAUUCAAAUGAUAUUAUUUUAUCUAAUUUAUAAUUUUAGAAGACAGGUGUAAUCUGUCUAUUUUUAUUUUUAUCAGGAUAUGUAAUUUUCUUUCGAAAUAAAUAAUAUUUCAAUA